This is a messenger RNA of Zygosaccharomyces rouxii, 1293 nucleotides long. It is a transcript of the gene WRS1, whose product is annotated as tryptophan--tRNA ligase WRS1. Bases 1 to 1293 code for a protein of 430 amino acids. The record is from RefSeq and is a predicted model, not a curated record. Gene Ontology annotation, biological process: tryptophanyl-tRNA aminoacylation. Lineage: Eukaryota; Fungi; Ascomycota; Saccharomycetes; Saccharomycetales; Saccharomycetaceae. Gene Ontology annotation, cellular component: cytoplasm. Gene Ontology annotation, molecular function: ATP binding; tryptophan-tRNA ligase activity. The transcript has a single exon.
AUGAACCAGGCGGAUCAAGCUGUUGAGCAACUUGCUCAAUUAUCUACGAAAGAAUCGAAGAAGGAUCAAGUCAUUACACCAUGGGAUGUCAAUGGUGCUGUCGAUGAUAAAGGUGUUGCCCAGUCUAUCGACUACGACAAAUUAAUAACACAAUUUGGUACCAAGCGCAUCUCAGAUGAAUUAUUGCAAAGAUUUGAAAGUGUUACAGGCCAUAAACCUCACCAUUAUCUGCGUAAGGGACUCUUUUUUAGUGAACGUGAUGUCUCGAAGAUUUUAGAUCUCUACGAGCAAGGGAAGCCUUUUUUCCUUUAUACAGGUAGAGGACCUUCCAGUGACUCUGUGCAUUUGGGACACAUGAUUCCAUUUAUUUUUACCAAAUGGCUUCAGGAUGUCUUUGAUGUGCCAUUAGUUAUCGAACUGACUGAUGAUGAAAAGUUUCUGUUCAAGCAAAAAUUGACUAUUGAAGACGUCAAGGGAUUCUCCAAGGAAAAUUGUAAAGAUAUCAUUGCCGUUGGUUUCAAUCCUGAGAACACCUUUAUCUUUUCCGAUUUGGAGUACAUGGGUAGUGGAUUCUAUGAAACCGUUGUUAGAGUUUCUAGACAAAUUACAGGUUCAACUGCCAAGGCAGUAUUUGGAUUCAAUGAUUCUGAUAAUAUUGGUAAAUUCCAUUUUGCUUCCAUCCAAAUUGCUUCAUCAUUCCCCAGCUCUUAUCCAGAUGUAUUGGGAUUGCCUCCAAAGACUCCAUGUUUAAUUCCUUGUGCCAUUGAUCAAGAUCCAUAUUUCAGGGUUUGUAGAGAUGUGGCAGAAAAAUUGAAAUUUAGUAAGCCUGCGUUAAUGCAUGCUAAGUUUUUCCCAGCUUUACAAGGCUCCACUACCAAGAUGUCUGCUUCUGACGAUACUAGUGCCAUCUUUAUGACUGAUACGCCUAAACAAAUCCAAAAGAAGAUUAACAAGUAUGCUUUCAGUGGUGGUCAAGUGAGUAUGGAGCAGCACAGAGAAUUAGGUGGUAAUCCUGAUAUCGAUGUUGCAUACCAAUAUUUAUCUUUCUUCAAAGAUGAUGAUGAAUUAUUAGCUCGUUUGGCCAAAGAUUACAAAUCUGGUGACCUCUUGUCAGGUGAAAUGAAGAAAGAGUGCAUUGGUGUUUUACAAGAGUUCGUCAAAGGAUUUCAAGAACGUAGAGCUAAAGUAGACGAAUCUGUUUUGGAAAGUUUUAUGAAACCACAUAAGUUAGUUUGGGGUCAAAAAGAGCGUCUAGUCCCCGUCAAGGAAGCACCUCCUAAAGGUAAGAAAUAA